GGGCAUUUUUCUUGACUAAAGUCAUGCCAUCUGAGCCCUUUAAUUGGGACCCGAAUGACAGACGAAGUACAGAGAGCAGCAUCCCCCCGCUGUACAAACCCCUUGUUGCGCUGGAGCCGGACUGGAUGUUAACAUGUGCAAGACGAGCAGGCUGGCUGUGAAGACCGGCUUUCAAGCUCAGCGCGAAGUCAUUUCUGUCUAGUUGUACUAGUGGCCGCAACUAUUGGUUCACAUUGAAAAGUAAAAAAAACACUUAGCCUGUACUUGCAAAGCAAGGCGGCAGCUUGCAUAUAUAAAAGUCUUGACGGCCCUGGUUGAAAAUUAAAGAGGAUAAUCCUCCUUUGAAUUUGCACGUCCUCCGUGAAGUCGACCUGAGAGGAAUAAAUGAUCACUUCAACAAGACGGGUAUCGCCUGACAAACCUGAAUAUAGAAUUGCGUUCAGUCUCGACGAACCCUCAGAGUUAAAAGAUGUUGAGGACUUCCUUCAAACCUUUCCAGACCUCGAGCAGCAGUUACAGCCGCUGCUUCCGUGCCAGGCCCUGAAGGAGUCCGUCCAGGUGUACAAGGACCACUGCAAGAUGGCCAAGGAGUUCCACAAGGUCAAGACCGAGAUUGCCCUACUAGAGGACCGAAAGAAAGAACUGAUUGAAGAACUGAUGGAGGACGAGAAAGCCAGCGUGGAGAUUGCCCGUCUGGAGGAGGAAUUCCGAGUGCUCUCAGAGGAGAACCGCACUCUGGUAAAGGUCCACAGCCAGCGGCUGGAGACGCUCAGGGUGCUUAUCCAGAAGAGGCAGGGUUCUUCAUGACCUUUGCCUGCCCAGUGAUCCUCCCCAACUUAGGAGGUUCUCCUCUUAUAUGAAGGUCUACUGGGAUAACAUGUUCUGAAAUUUCUGUUAAGGGCAAUGAGGUCCCUACAUUUAUUUGGGUCCUGUCCUCAGGCCAAGGUCCAUAAGGUCCACUUGCUUGUGAACAAGCAGUUCCAAAUAGUGAAUAUCUCUCCUAGCUGUCAGCCGCAGACAUUAAAAAUGAUUUUUUGUUUCUGUUCAACAGUUGAGUACAUGUUGUGAUUAUACGCAGAGCUCUUCAGUGAGGACAGUUGAGUGUAUGUUGUGAUUGUACGCAGAGCUCUUCAGUGAGGACAGUUGAGUGUAUGUUGUGAUUAUACGCAGAGCUCUUCAGUGAGGACAGUUGAGUGUAUGUUGUGAUUGUACACAGAGCUCUUCAGUGAGGACAGUUGAGUGUAUGUUGUGAUUAUACGCAGAGCUCUUCAGUGAGGACAGUUGAGUGUAUGUUGUGAUUAUACGCAGAGCUCUUCAGUGAGGACAGUUGAGUGUAUGUUGUGAUUUUACGCAGACCUCUUCAGUGAGGACAGUUGAGUGUAUGUUGUGAUUUUACGCAGAGCUCUUCAGUGAGGACAGUUGAGUGUAUGUUGUGAUUAUACGCAGAGCUCUUCAGUGAGGACAGUUGAAUGUAUGUUGUGAUUAUACGCAGAGCUCUUCAGUGAGGACAGUUGAGUGUAUGUUGUGAUUGUACGCAGAGCUCUUCAGUGAGGACAGUUGAGUGUAUGUUGUGAUUAUACGCAGAGCUCUUCAGUGAGGACAGUUGAAUGUAUGUUGUGAUUUUACGCAGAGCUCUUCAGUGAGGACAGUUGAGUGUAUGCUGUGAUUAUACGCAGAGCUCUUCAGUGAGGACAGUUGAGUGUAUGUUGUGAUUUUACGCAGAGCUCUUCAGUGAGGACAGUUGAGUGUAUGUUGUAAUUAUACGCAGAGCUCUUCAGUGAGGACAGUUGAGUGUAUGUUGUGAUUAUACGCAGAGCUCUUCAGUGAGGACAGUUGCUCAUAGAGUGUAUGUGUACAUUUUCGUAUUGAGUUAGAAGUUUCUAGGAAAGUAUAAUGUCUGAUCUACAGUGUUGUGAAACUCAGUACUAGCAUGUCCUAUUUCAUUUUACAUAUUUUCAUUUUCUAUUAAGGGUUAAAUGAAGGGUCAAAACAUAUUACUGGUUUGUAUCUAUCUUAAAGCAGACAUUUAUGAAUUGGUAAAUAAAACACAUUAAAUGUUACGAGAUGUU
This is a messenger RNA of Brienomyrus brachyistius, 2069 nucleotides long. RefSeq names its product map3k7 C-terminal like (gene map3k7cl). Lineage: Eukaryota; Metazoa; Chordata; Actinopteri; Osteoglossiformes; Mormyridae. Gene Ontology annotation, cellular component: nucleus; cytosol. The coding region runs from base 385 to 807 and encodes 140 amino acids. The transcript is spliced from 5 exons. The record is from RefSeq and is a predicted model, not a curated record.